Rotaria sp. Silwood1 is the source of this 963-nucleotide messenger RNA. NCBI's taxonomy places the organism in Eukaryota, Metazoa, Rotifera, Eurotatoria, Philodinida, Philodinidae. The record is from the annotation of a GenBank genome assembly.
AUGAUGAAGAUAUAUUUAAUAUUCGUUAUCAUAAUAAAACUUAUCUAUUCUGUACAAUAUAAUCAAUUAUGUACUUUUUCUUUUGGUACUUGUAAUUGGAGUAUUGGUCGACGAUGGCAUAUUACAAGUCUAGAUAAUGGAGAUAAAGUUUUAAUUGCUGAUGCUGAAAGUAAAGAAGAUAAACGAAUUGGUUUUACUGAUGCAAUUAUGUCAUCAUGGUUACAAUUAUCUCCAUUAUGUUCAUUUGAUAUUCGAUUAACAUUUCAAUAUUAUAUUGAAAAUGAAAAUGAUCUUAUUGAAAUUUAUUUUAUUGAAAAAAAUCGAACACGAAUGAUUUCUAUAGGUCAAUGGAAAAGUAGAACAAAUAUAAAUAAUUCAUCAGAAAAUAAUGAUCAAAUUUGGCAGCAAGGAAAUGUUACAUUUAAAGCAGCAGAAGAAUUUCGAAUUGAUAUUGAAAUUCGACAUUUACCAAAUAAGAAAAAUAAUCCUUCAGUUUGGUUUGGUAUUGAUGAUAUUUUAAUUGAAAAUUGUCCUAUUGCCAUUGUAAAUACUACAAGUAAUAAUCUUCAUACAACAGAAAUCUUGACUACAACAUCAAUUUCAUGGAGUACAAAAUUAUAUUCAAAUGAAAGUAAUACAACAUUAUUCAAUAUACCUUAUUGGAAAUUAGAUGAUUUAUCAGAUGAACAAUUAUCUUCAUCUCCUGGUCAGACUCUAUUAACUUUAAUUCUUUAUUUAUUAUGUGCUUUAAUAGCACUUACAUUAUUAAUUAUUCUUUUUUCUAUUAUUAUAUUUACAUAUCGUAAACAUUGUUGUCCAUCAUCAUCAUCAAUGAUGAAUCAUAGAUGUCAAUUGGAUAAAACUAAACAAAAUAAUCGUAUUGGUAUACAAAUUGAAAAUAUUGAUCGUGAUAAUCAAACUAUAAAAACAAUGAAUACGACUGUACGACCAUGUUUUGAAUAA